AUGGUGUGGUCGAUUAUUAUCCAAUGGAGUGACUCGAUCUUCAUCGACGGCGCGGGCCUGUAUUCGUGGUUCCAAAACUACGACGAGUCGUGUGUGAACACAAACUCUUGCCAGCAGCGCCUAAUCAACAUAUUCUACGUGGGUAACUCGUUGUUAAAUCAUAUAGUGACCAUAGGCUCCGUCGAGAUUCUCACGCCCGCGAUCAGUAAUACGUACAACGACAUCCUGCUUGCCGCCGACUAUCUCCAGGCCACCGGCUAUCCCUGGUGGACGACCAUCGCCACCUACCUCGACAGCUCCGCUCCGAUUAACCGAACUGGAAUUGGCGCUGGGAAGCCCUACGACACGACAUCUGGUUGUGCUCGGGGUACAGGGGGUUAUCCAGCGAUUCUCAACGACAUUAUCCAGUUUUCGCAAGAUGUGAACACAAAUUCUCAAUUGCUGGCUUGCAGUGGCGAGACAGCUCAACAGUUCAUCGACGACGAAGCCACGAAGCAGCUUGAUAACUGGCAACCCACCUCGUCCGACCUCGGCACUCUUUCCUUCACCGGCAACGACCUGGAUCGUCGCCCACUCGACAUCGCGAAUGCAAAGAGCAUUCUAGACGGCAAACAGCUGAUUUCAAACUAUGUGUUCGAGGUCAUGGACAAGAUUCGGGCCAAGGCCAAUGCUCAGAAACGCUUGGUGGUCUAUUGGACCGGAUACCCGCGGUUCUUCAGUGUGGUAGAUAGUACUUGCGACUCGUGCUGGUUCCAUGAGUGGUGGUAUGCGGGCGAGUAUCUCACCCAAGAGCUCCGGAAUCAGUUGAACGAGCUCUCCGCGCAGGUCAACACGCAGCUUAAUUUUGCCAUUCGACGCUACAACGCGGGGCUGCCGUAUCCUGCCGUGGUCUUCGUCUCACCCGAAGAUCUGGGCACCAUCUACGAGGGCCAUCGAUUCUGUGAAAAGGGCGUCGAAGAGCCACUCAAGGGCAGUGCACAGGCUGCUGUGUCAUUCUUCUAUGAGAAGGGCCCGGAUGAUGUUCCUGGCUCUCCGAUCCGUCUCCUUAGUGCCGGUGCUGGCGCGCCCUCGGACUGGCAGCUUCAACUGUAUAACAGCGCCACGUGUGAUGAUAGCACCCCGUUGUUCGAAGGUGGCUGGGGCUCCGACUUUAUUUGUGACGCUGCAAAGGGGAUUUCCAACCGCACGAUCACGGCUAGUGACUAUCUCAGCGGCGAGGGCUCUAAUGUCCUCGUCACGGUGCUCGACGAUGGAAGCGUCCUUAUCGCUGAGCUUGGUGUCUCGUACACCAAGAUGUUUCACCCUAAGACACGGGCAAACUGGCACAUUGCCCAGGCAGUGAAUGAUGCGCUUAGGUCGAAUUAG
Messenger RNA from Penicillium daleae, 1365 nucleotides. RefSeq lists its product as uncharacterized. Gene Ontology annotation, biological process: triglyceride catabolic process. Bases 1 to 1365 code for a protein of 454 amino acids. NCBI's taxonomy places the organism in Eukaryota, Fungi, Ascomycota, Eurotiomycetes, Eurotiales, Aspergillaceae. The record is from RefSeq and is a predicted model, not a curated record. Gene Ontology annotation, molecular function: triacylglycerol lipase activity. The transcript has 3 exons.